This is a messenger RNA of Acanthosepion pharaonis, 546 nucleotides long. The record is from the annotation of a GenBank genome assembly. NCBI's taxonomy places the organism in Eukaryota, Metazoa, Mollusca, Cephalopoda, Sepiida, Sepiidae.
AUGGCUAGUUCAGACUAUACACCAAACACAGAAGUGUUCACCAUAGGAGGAGUCCUUAGCUCACGGGAAUAUCAGCAAAUUUUUGAGGAGACAGUGGAACACAUCAACCAAAAGUCUUCCAUCCAUGGAGUCACUUUCAACUCCACUUCCAUUGUCAUGAAUGCCAACCCAAUACGGUCGGCACUGUCUAUUUGUGAGGACUUAAUUCCCAAUAGAGUCUAUGUAGUUGUUGCCAGCCACCCUUUUGAGAGUGAACAAUCCCCUAUAUCUGUAUCAUACACCUGUGGUUUCUAUAAUAUUCCAGUCAUUGGCAUAUCUUCACGAGAAAGUGUUUACUCUGAUAACAAUGUUCACAAAUCUUUCAUCCGAACAGUUCCACCAUAUUUUCACCAAGCUGAAGUGUGGAUAAAGUUACUGCAGUCCUUUAAGUGGACACAGGUUAUGUUCAUCCAUAGUAAAGAUGAAGACGGGCAAGCAAUACUUGGAUAUUUUCAAACAUUAGCCAAGGCUGAAGGAAUAGCUGUAAGUUUCAGUUUUUCUUUUUGA